Messenger RNA from Chaetomium strumarium, 1071 nucleotides. RefSeq lists its product as uncharacterized. Gene Ontology annotation, biological process: ergosterol biosynthetic process. Gene Ontology annotation, molecular function: cytochrome-b5 reductase activity, acting on NAD(P)H. The coding region runs from base 1 to 1071 and encodes 356 amino acids. The transcript has 2 exons. The record is from RefSeq and is a predicted model, not a curated record. NCBI's taxonomy places the organism in Eukaryota, Fungi, Ascomycota, Sordariomycetes, Sordariales, Chaetomiaceae.
AUGAGCUUGUUUGUCGCCAGCCGGACAGCUUUCCGGGCCGCCGCGCCCCUCAAGCGGCAAUUCCAGGUCCGCUGCUAUGCCACUGAGGGACCGUCGGCCGACCCCAAGAAGGGCAACAACAACAACAACAACACGCUGCUCUACGGGGCCGCUGCCGCUGCGCUGGCCGGCGCCGGCUACUACUUCUUCGGGGGCACGCCGGCGGCCAAGAAGGCCGAGGAGAAGGUGAAGGAGGCGUCGAGCGCGGCGAGCGCGGCGACGGACAAGCUGCCCCUCGGCGAGGUCAACAAGAAGGCGCUCACGGGCGGCGACCAGGGCUGGGUCAGCCUGAAGCUCGAGGAGGUCGAGAUCGUCAAUCACAACUCGAAGCGGUUCCGCUUCCGGCUGCCCGACGACGACAUGGUCUCGGGCCUGCAGGUGGCCAGCGCGAUCCUGACCAAGUUCACCCCCAACGAGGGCGACAAGCCCGUCAUCCGCCCCUAUACGCCCAUCAGCGACGAGGACACCAAGGGCUACCUGGACCUGCUGGUCAAGAAGUACCCCAACGGCCCGAUGAGCACGCACCUGCACGACAUGGUGCCCGGCCAGCGGCUGGACGUCAAGGGCCCGAUCCCCAAGUACGCCUGGUCGGCCAACAAGCACCGGCACAUUGCGCUGAUCGCGGGCGGCACGGGUAUCACGCCCAUGUUCCAGCUGUGCCGCGCCAUCUUCAACAACCCGGACGACCAGACGAAGGUGACGCUCGUCUUCGGCAACGUGAGCGAGGACGACAUCCUGCUCAAGAACGAGCUGGCCACGCUCGAGAACCACUACCCGCGCCGGUUCCGCGCCUUCUACGUGCUCGACAACCCGCCCCAGCAGUGGACCGGCGCCAAGGGCUACAUCAACAAGGACCUGCUCAAGACCGUCCUCCCGGAGCCCAAGGACGAGAACAUCAAGGUGUUUGUGUGCGGGCCCCCCGGCAUGAUGGAGUCCAUCUCGGGCAACAAGAAGAGCCCCAAGGACCAGGGCGAGCUGAAGGGCAUUCUGAAGGAGCUCGGGUACACCCCAGAGCAGGUGUACAAGUUCUAG